AUGACUGCGAUCCAACGUCGAGGAAAAGUCUACCAAUGCAGUAAUCCACCCUCCCAGUUUUUCUCGGCAUCACAGAGUCUCCGGCACGGAAACCGACUUCGAGAUUCAGACUCCCUCUCACCGUCAUACGAUAAUCUCGAUUCGUCAGGGUCUAUGCAAAGUGAUGACAGAAACAUAUACAACGCCAGCAGAGUCCACACCCCGAUUGAAUCCCACUCUCGCUUCGACGCCUCUCUUACUCACCAAAAUCCCGCCCACGAACAAGGUCUGGCAGAGAACAUGGCUAUGUUCGUUCCAACGGGUUCACAAGACGGCCCUUGCCCCUCGGGCGAUCCAACAAAGCGAGGGAGACCAGCGCGGAUAGCAAAGAGAAUAGGACAUCGGUCGAAAAUGUUAUCGGAGCAAUAUGGGCAGACUCCACGCCGGUUCAAGCCGUCGUUGAAUGAAUCUACCACACAGCGAGCCUCAACUUCUCGCCGGUCACAUCGUAAGGCUGUUUCACUCGGGGCGAAUGACAACCACUCUCACAGACCACGGUGGCCGGCGAAUAUGGGUGUUGCGGUGGCACCUGCUCAACCUCGAUACCCUCCACCGGAAAGAUCGCCUACACCUCCUGGUCUUCCGUCGUUCGGUACCCCCGAGGCCAUGUGUUACUCUGCCCGGUUCAUGGCCCGAGAGAAUAGUCCACGCUUGGGUAGAGAUGCUGGGUAUGGGGAUGAACGGACCAGUUCUUACAUUGACAGCCUGAGACGAUUCUUCGGUUUAUCUCCUCCGACGUCGCGAAUCAAUCAGCAUUCUGUCGUUGGAAUUGGAAGAGCUGAAGACGGAACCCUUGUGCAAGGUCGGUUUCCGUAUCGACAGAGUGGCCAUGGAAUGAAUGUCGCGCGCCAAUUGAAUGAACAUCCGUUUCAUGAGCGCUUUCUUCCUGUUGCGAGUCCUGCUGCUGUUUAUCAAGGUCACGAGGCUGAUAUUGAGGCUGCGUAUGUGAAGGAGACUUCUCGUCGCUCUAGCAGACCUGUUCAGGCUCGUUCUUCGCACAGACGCCGACUAUUAUCUCGCGGUGCUCCUCUUCCUUCGGACCCACCUCCUCUUACGAUCCGUCGACCGGGGCAGCCUAGACCCUCCGCACUUCUUCGACUGCCACAGAAUCUGUAUGGUCUGGAUGGAUCACCCAGAAGUGCUACAUCUGCAGUGCCAGUUGAAAUUUCCGUCCUUGAGACAAGGGUAAUCGGAGAUCAUCAACCAUCAAACCCCUCACAUCUCCAAUCCGUCCUCAUAAUGGCCGUCCGAGGUGGCGGGGACGACGAACCGAAUGCUGGCAUUUCGACAUGCUCAAAUGCCCUGUCUUGGGUCAAAGCCCAAAUAUGUCAAAGCUGCUGUCUGGGCAGCACUGAUAACGAGGAAGCGAAUGAGACUCUCGACGUGGUGAGUUAUCGAAAUACAUAUGCCACUGCUCGGAGCCAGGUCUCGCCUGUGGAAUUUCAGAAUGAACCAGAACCACCCGAGGGAGAUGAACGGACUGGAUUCCACGGUCUACAGUCUUGGGUCUCUUCCUUGUAUGGUAUUAUGUUCCCUACUCUUGUUAACCCUGCCGUUGUAUAG
This is a messenger RNA of Penicillium antarcticum, 1602 nucleotides long. RefSeq lists its product as uncharacterized. Bases 1 to 1602 code for a protein of 533 amino acids. The record is from RefSeq and is a predicted model, not a curated record. The transcript has a single exon. NCBI's taxonomy places the organism in Eukaryota, Fungi, Ascomycota, Eurotiomycetes, Eurotiales, Aspergillaceae.